Diaporthe citri is the source of this 1434-nucleotide messenger RNA. RefSeq lists its product as uncharacterized. Lineage: Eukaryota; Fungi; Ascomycota; Sordariomycetes; Diaporthales; Diaporthaceae. Bases 1 to 1434 code for a protein of 477 amino acids. The record is from RefSeq and is a predicted model, not a curated record. The transcript has a single exon. Gene Ontology annotation, molecular function: monooxygenase activity; oxidoreductase activity, acting on paired donors, with incorporation or reduction of molecular oxygen; heme binding.
AUGUCUCAGCCAAUCCCCCAGCCGAAAGGCCUCCCGCUGGUGGGCAACAUCCUCGACGUCAAGCCCUCCAACACCUGGCAGUCCCUGCAGCGCCUGUCGGAGCAGCACGGCGAGAUCUUCCAGAUCAAGGUCCUGGGCAGCACGAUCGUGUUCGUGGCGGGCGCCGCGCUGGCCGAGGAGCUCUGCGACGAGAAGCGCUUCCGCAAGUACGUGGGCGGGCCGAUCGUCGAGAUCCGGCGCGCGGUGCACGACGCGCUCUUCACGGCGUUCGACCACGAGGAGAACUGGGGAAUCAAGCACCGCAUCGUGGCGCCGAGGCUCACGCCUGAUGCUGUGAGGGAGUGGUGCGGCGAGGUGGUCGGAUGCACCGGCGAGCUGAUUGCGAAGUGGAAGGGGGUGGGAGAAUCUAGUGGCGGGGUCGACCUGAUGGACGAGCUGAACCGCCUGAACCUCGAGGCCACGACGCUGACGAUGUUUGGCAAGAAGCUGAACUGCAUCACUGCUGCGGAGAGCCACCCGAUGCUGCAGGGCAUGGAGGAUUCGACCUCGGAGGCCAUGAAGAGACCCACGCGGCCGGGGCUCCUCAACUGGCUGUUAUAUGGCAGCAAGUUCAAGAAGUCGAUCAAGGCAAUGCGUGAAGACUACGCCGAGGACCUUGUGUUCCACAGGAAGCAGAACCCAACCGGACGCAGGGAUAUCCUCUGGGCCUUGAUGGAAGGACAAGACGACCAGACAGGCAAGGGUUUGACAGAAGAGCAAGUGAUAGACGAGAUCGUGAGCAUGCCUAUCGGGAGCUCAACAGCUCCAUGCUUGAUUGGAAGUGAGAUAUACCUCCUCUUGCAGAACAAGGAGUGUAUUGCAAAGGCAAGGGAAGAGUUAGACAAGAUCGUCGGGCCGUGGACGGGUGCAGCAGGCGAGACGACACAGAUCCGAGCCGAGCACCUCCCACAGCUAAAGUACAUCGAGGGCAUCGUCCGCGAGUCCCUGAGGCUGAGCUUCGCGGCGCCGGGCUUCAACAUCGAGCCAGUCCCCCGACCAAAGGGCCCGAGCGGCGACGCGGACAAGAGCCCUGUCCUCCUCGCGGGCGGGAAGUACCAGAUUGCGCACGACCAGGCCAUGAUCCUUGUCCUGGCGGGCGUGAACCGCGACCCCGCCGUCUUUGACGACCCCCUCGCCUUCAGGCCUGAGCGCAUGAUGGGCCAGGCGUUUGAAGACUUGCCUCCUGGCGUGAAGAAGUGGUUUGGAAACGGGAAGAGGGAGUGCAUUGGGAAGCACUGGGCGUGGCAGUUCAACAUGGUUGUUACGGCGAUGCUGAUCCGGGAAUGUGACUUUGAGAUGGUGGACCCGGACUUCAAGCUGGAUGGGCACCAGGACGGCUGGUUCAACUACAGACCUGUCGGGUUCAAGGUCAGAGUCAAGCCGAGGGCUUCGUGA